CGGACACCCAUAGAGAAAGCUCGUCAUUUGGAUUCGAUUCCUUCGUAUCAGGUAUCCCAUUCACUACUCAGUUUAUCCAAUUGGUGUAUGUGCAUGUAUACGUUUAUCGGUGUCACUUUCUCACUGAAUGGAUGGAUGGGAGUGCGGUUGGAUAAGAAUCCAGCAGCAGCUUGA
Gongylonema pulchrum is the source of this 174-nucleotide messenger RNA. Lineage: Eukaryota; Metazoa; Nematoda; Chromadorea; Rhabditida; Gongylonematidae. The record is from the annotation of a GenBank genome assembly.